AACAAUAUUUUAGUAUUUUGACGACAUAAACACAUUACCUUAUAACACUUGUGUUCACUUAUGCCAUAUCCAUUUGUAGCAUAACAACUAGGAAUAUAAGCCUUUGUCUUCUCUCAAAUAUAUUCCUACUUUUUAUCCAUUUAAGGUGUCAUCAACAAUCAACAACCUCAAAAAAUUCCUUAACUUACCAAAACAAGUGGUAAGGAAGAAUCAUCACCAAUUCAUGGAAAGACUAAACAAAGAAACUCCUCUAAGUCCAAGCACACCAUUACAAAAUCAACAUGAAAAAAAGAAGAAACAACAAUCUUUUGAAGAAUUAGAAGAGGAAGAAAAAGACACAAAGGUAGAAACUUUAUUUGAUUUAAAUGUAAUUAGCAAUGAUUUUGAUCUUGAUAUUAAUCAAGAAGGACAAGAACUCAAUCUUAUAACUUGUUUAGAUGUUGGGUCAUCUUCAUCUAAUCAAAAUUCAUCACAAAACAACCUUAUUGGUUGUUCUCAAACAGAACAAAGAGUUUUCUCUUGCAACUAUUGUCAUAGAAAAUUCUAUAGCUCACAAGCAUUAGGUGGACACCAAAAUGCUCAUAAAAGAGAGAGAUCAAUAGCAAAAAGAGGACAAAGAUUUGGUUUUGGAACACAAAUAAUAGCCUCAUCAAAUUCUUCUUUUAAUUUUCCUAUUAUGCAUAAACAAAGUUAUGCAAACAUGGCUUCUUUACCUCUUUAUGGAGCUUAUAGUAAUAAAUCACUUGGAAUUCAAGCACACUCCAUGAUUCAAAAGCCUUCUCAUGUUUCAUCUAAUGGAUUUGGAAAAUCUUAUGGACAUCAUCAUCAAAAUCAUCAUGGUUGGUCAACAUCAUCAACAUUAUUAGCAUCAUCAAGAGGAAGUGUUGGUAGGUUUGAAGUGGUUGAUACUAUGAUGAAUUCUUCAGCUAAAAAAGAAAUUAGUGGAUAUGUUGUUAGUGGAGGAACAUGUUUGAAGAGUAGUAAUCAAGAAGAAAUUAAGAAGAAGCAACUUGAUUUAUCACUUAAGCUAUGAUUUAUGAACAUAUGGACUUGUAUAAUCCAUAUUGGUCAAUGAUUCUAGAUCAGUGUAGUUAAUUAAGAUUUUUGUGUGAAAUUGUAGCAAUUUGUGUAAAUUUUUGUUUUAUGGGGAGGAUUAUAUAGUUAUUUUCUUGUUAUUGACUUAAAAAUCAUUGAACUCCAGUGUGGAGUGAUUUAUUGAGUUGUAAUUUUUUAUGUUUGUUAUGUCUUUUUCUACAAGAUUUUUUUCUUCUUCCUUAUUCUGUUAAUAGAUAAAAGUAAAUUUACUAGUGAAGUUUUCAUGUUCUUAUAA
Molecule: messenger RNA, 1330 nt
Organism: Cicer arietinum (chickpea)
Lineage: Eukaryota; Viridiplantae; Streptophyta; Magnoliopsida; Fabales; Fabaceae
Biological process (GO): negative regulation of abscisic acid-activated signaling pathway
Source: RefSeq, a predicted model, not a curated record